AUGAGUACCUUUUGUGCACCGUUUGGGAGACAAAGCUUGCAAAUAUCGACAUUCUCGAAAUGCAGUUCAAAACUGAGGGAGAUUCCUCGGCAAAUCAAAAAAAUGAAGAAUUUGGAAGAACUGGACCUGGAAUCGAACGACAUUUACGAGAUCCCGGAAGUGUUGUUUGAACUGAGCAAGCUGAAGCGACUGUCGUUGUACGACAACCGAAUUUACGUGCUUCCCCGUGGAGUGAUGCGACUAGAACUGCUGUCGAUUGGGAGGUUGUGUGGAUUGGAGACUCUCGAAUUGGGGGAUAACUUAUUGGAGACACUGCCGGACUCGAUUGGGGAGUUGGGGAGUCUGAAAGAAUUGGAUUUGUCCUUCAACAAACUGAGUGGACUGCCUCACUCGAUGGGUUGUGAGUGA
Octopus sinensis (East Asian common octopus) is the source of this 408-nucleotide messenger RNA. RefSeq names its product plant intracellular Ras-group-related LRR protein 9-like. The transcript has 2 exons. Gene Ontology annotation, molecular function: protein binding. The coding region runs from base 1 to 408 and encodes 135 amino acids. The record is from RefSeq and is a predicted model, not a curated record. Lineage: Eukaryota; Metazoa; Mollusca; Cephalopoda; Octopoda; Octopodidae.